AUGCUCACAGCGUUCGUGGGUUCACCCUCCCCAGGAACACAGUUGUGCGGCUCUCUGGGGGCCUGGAGGAGUCAAGUCAACAGGCAGGGUACAGCCGAGGGUGAUGGCAGGGCUGGGAGAAUCUCCUCUUUCCAGCUCAAACUCAGCCCACUCAAGGAGCCUCUCAGCUUCAUGAAAGUCCUCGAGUGGAAUGCUUCCAUCUUUGCUUUUGCUACCUGUGGAGGUUUUAAGGGCAAAACAGAAAUUCAAGGGCCUUGUGCUUAUAAAGUUCCUGAGACUAGAAUGACUCCAGCUACUUUUGGUUAUCCAUUCACGUUGAAUGAAGCAUUGUUUCAGAUGCCUCAAAAUGUAAAUAUCUGUAAUGUCCAUUGGAAAAAUUAUGUCCUUAUUGGAGAUUACUCUUCUGCACAGUUCUGUGUUACUUUUGCAGUCUUUGUCUUCCUGUACUGCAUUGCUGCUCUUCUGCUCUAUGUUGGUUACACUAACCUGCAUCGUGAUAGUUAAAUGCUUUCCAUGAGACUUUGUAAUUACUAUUGUUGCCACUUUUUUGUGGUUGGUGAGCACUUCGGCUUGGGUUAA
This is a messenger RNA of Dama dama (fallow deer), 579 nucleotides long. RefSeq names its product synaptophysin-like protein 1. The record is from RefSeq and is a predicted model, not a curated record. Gene Ontology annotation, cellular component: synaptic vesicle; synaptic vesicle membrane. Lineage: Eukaryota; Metazoa; Chordata; Mammalia; Artiodactyla; Cervidae.